AUGAGCUAAUAAAAUGGUUAACAAAACCAGAAAUAAAAAGUAAUAAAAAAAUUAGAUUAAGAUUCAUACCCAAAACAGAAAAAAAAUGGUUUAAUUUAAUGAAAUCAAAAGAUAACGAACCUAACGAUCCAGAACCUCAAGUUUAUCAUUUUCUAGAUUUAGAUAUAGAAGUGUCUUGGCCAAUCCUAUUUUCAGAAAAUGAAGAGUAUCAUGAAAUCACUUUUAAAAUUAUUGAUAAAUAUGAACCUAUUCGUGAAUCAAAAAAGGCACGUGAAAAAUACAUCAGAGGUGGUCCAAAUAUUAUAUUUACAAAAAAAAUAAAACCAGGAUUUUGGAUAGGAAUAGAUGAAAAAUUUCUGGUUAGAGAAGUUAGUAAGCAAUCUGAAGAAGCUAUUAACAAUGCUCUUCAAGGUUCUCAAGCUAUUUGGCUUAUAGGAAUAGAGAGUGAGAAUCAAAGAAUAUUCCAAUUUGUUCUAAAAGAUGAGUCUCUCAAAGUGGUUGACUUAGUAGAACAAGUAUUUGGUGCAAACCAUAUUAGAAGCCAACUUGCCAAUGAAAUCAAUAAAUGGCAUCCAAUAUCUGGAAAAAUAAAUAAUAUUAUAAAACAAGCUUGUAUUGAGCAUAGCAUAGUGGAUGCUAAAAUAUACCCAUUUUAUAAAUCAGAUUCUUGUCAAAAGCAGUUAAAUCAGCAAGAAGAACAAGAAAAUAAGCAUUGGGAAUCGAUCAAAGAUAUUUUAGAUAGUACGGCUCUAUCAAUUUAUGAUCCUAUUAUGCAAUAUCGAAAUUUAUAUCUCAAUGGAGAAGGUGGAUUUGGUAAAAUGAUACAAGCUAUCAAAAUUUUUAAAGACAUAAACAUAGUUGUUUUUACUCAUACAAAUAUAUUGGCCAAAGACUUCCAAAAUGACCGUAAGAAUGGUGUAGAAGAGUGGACUCCUGAAUGUAUGGGAGAAAAAAAAUUCUUGCAAGUUGUUAUAUGGGAUGAAGUAUAUAUAGUACCUAAACACAUUUUAGAAAAGUUUAUCGAUUACUUACUAGAGCAAAAAUAUCAGAUAAUUUGUUGCAGUGAUGAUACUCAGCCUCUACCAUUCUUUGGAGAAAUGCCUCAUAGCUGGUUAAAAAAACAAGCUGAUUACUAUGAGGAAGUCUUGACUGACUAUCAGGCCAAAUGUCCUAAAUUAUGUGAACUCAAAAAGAGAAUAUACCAUAAAAAUAAUUGA
Racocetra persica is the source of this 1217-nucleotide messenger RNA. NCBI's taxonomy places the organism in Eukaryota, Fungi, Glomeromycota, Glomeromycetes, Diversisporales, Gigasporaceae. The record is from the annotation of a GenBank genome assembly.